Molecule: messenger RNA, 4703 nt
Organism: Betta splendens (Siamese fighting fish)
Lineage: Eukaryota; Metazoa; Chordata; Actinopteri; Anabantiformes; Osphronemidae
Exons: 21
Coding region: 250-4461 (1403 amino acids)
Biological process (GO): positive regulation of transcription by RNA polymerase II; chordate embryonic development; dosage compensation by inactivation of X chromosome
Cellular component (GO): BRCA1-BARD1 complex; plasma membrane; BRCA1-A complex
Molecular function (GO): metal ion binding; ubiquitin-protein transferase activity
Source: RefSeq, a predicted model, not a curated record
AAACGUGGUCCACAGUUAUAUAAUAUAAAUAAUAAGGAAUAAAAAAAUAAAAUAAAAUGUCAGCGUGAUGGUGGUAGUUUACCCUUCAGACCAAUAGGUGGCGGAGUAGAAACAGUGCAUGGCGCCACCAACGCAGAAGAAGACGAUAGUUGCGGGAAAACUGAAGCAGAUUAACUCUACUUCUUCUGUUCAUCUGUUCAAGCGUCAACGAAACAAGAUUUUUAUUUUGCAGCUUUAAAAGAACUAACAAUGAGUUCCCCAAAAGCCACAGAUGUCAAAAAGGGCAUAUCAGUGCUUUGGGACACUCUGCAAUGUCCCAUAUGCCUGGAUUUAAUGACAACACCAAUAUCUACUAAAUGUGACCACCAGUUUUGCAAGUUUUGUAUAAUCAAACUUCUGGACAACUCUAAACAAAACAAGGCCAACUGCCCUGUGUGUAAAGCCAAGAUAACUAAAAGGGGUUUACAGGAGAGCCCUGGGUUUCAGAGACUUGUGUCAGGAUUGCAGGACAUGAUACAAGCAUAUGAAAAUGACACUGGCACAAAUUACUUCAUUGGUCUAUCUCAGCUUCCCAGACAGCAGGGGAAGACAUUUCUAGGUGUGAAAGAUAAUGAAGGUGCUGAAUAUCCUGAUGCAGUGUUAACUGAAGACACACCUGGCACGGACCAUGAUGUGCAAAAUCUUGAAAGUGAUGAUCUUCCAACGUCUCACUCUUCAACUGUAGCAGCUCAGAGUGAAUAUGCAAAACUUAUGGGAUUAUCGCCAACAGAAAAUGAAGGUCUUGACAGUGGCCUAGGUGAUGGCCCACCAACUUCAGAAAAAAAAAUGCACAGCUCCACAGAUGAAGUGGAACCAGUACAAAAGGAAGUUGUGGACAAGACAAAUUCACCACCACACAGCAACACAAGAGGCAAUAAAAAAGUUUCAAAACUGGAAACCUCAUGUCACCCAUUUUCAAAUCCUGACGAAAGUGAGCACAAGCCUUUAAGAAAGUCCUCAAGGCAAAAGCAGAAAGAGGAUUUAAAGUCUGAACAUGUUUUUGAGCAUAAACAGAGGAAAAGUGUGGAGAAAGUUACUGAGUGGCUCAUGAAUGUUCCAAGUGAAGGAAGCCUUGAGUCAGAGAAACCUGAUCAGGACACUGAUGACUCUGACAGCUCUUCCACUUCUACUAUCAAUGUUAAGCAACAUAUCAUGGACGUGAAUGCAAAAAGAGGGGACCGUGCUAAAGUCCUUGAAGAGCAGGUAUUUGGUGCUGUCUAUAAACGAGAGCGAAGAGGAACCAGGGCUGCCUUUCCUGCAUUUCACUUUAAUGUUAAACCUCCAGCAACAACAGAAACACAGACACCUGAAAGGUUUUCCAACAAAAGAAAGGGUGAGCAUUUGCUUCCUGCUCAUAGCUGUGAGAGAAAGGGGUUUGAAGAUAAAAAUCAUACUAAGGAAAAACAACAAAUGAUAAAACAAAAUAACACCUUUGAGGACAAUGACAGAGACAAAAAUGGUGAAGAGUUGAUUGAUGUGCCAGAAAGUGACGAAUUUGACAGCGGUGAAGUCAUUUUUUGUCCAGUGUCUCAUAUUGAAAAUCAACCAGAAGCAAAGACAAGAAAAACUAAGUGCUCCACCCUGCAGGAAGUUGACAGUGAUUUACAAGAGCAAGCUAAGGCAAAAUCAGAAAACAUUGAAAAAAAGAAAAUGGACCAAAGGAAGGGUAAAAACACAACGUCAGAAAAAAACAAGUCUUCUAGAGUGCAGAAACCCCUUGUUCUGGUUGGAGUUCAAACUGGGGAAAUCAGUCCAAAGAUUAGAACAAGGUCAGGAGAAGUUCAGGUACAAAUUGAGAGCUAUCCCAGCAGCGAGGACCAAGACACCCCUGUUACAAGGAACACCAGGAGAAGUAGAAGACUUCAGCUCUUUGCUAAGGAGGUCCAGGAGGGCCACAAGAAAACAAAUGUGAAGAAAAAUGUAUCUGAAAAAGUUUGUAAGGCUCCAGAGCAAUUUGAGGAAGCAAAUGAUGGGAUGCUGGAUGAUAGCGGAUCAGCAAAGAGUGAAAAUCGGGCAAAGGUGACCAAAAGAAAUGGAUGCAUUUAUGAUCAGGAUUUAGGAGGAAUUGAAAGUAUGGAACCUGCUAAGCGACUGUCUUAUAGACCAGUAGAUAAUAAAGACGCCAUUGCUGACAAGCCCAAUACUGAAACUUUUUCUCAAGCUAGUGUUGCUUGUAAUGACCCAGCAGUCCCACAUCCUUCAAGUCCAACCGUAACAGCUGUGGUAGGUCCCAGACUUGAAUGUGACAAUCCAAGUAAUGACUUCUCAGGCAAUGUUCAGCUGGGAACCUCAGCAGUGUGUGAAGACGAGGAGGAUAAGUAUGACAGUGAGCUGGACACGGAGCAACUGCUCAGGAGCUUCAAAGCCACAAAAAGGAAAUCUUUCCACCUUGGAGGGCCGGAUAGAAAAAGGAGCCAUAGUUUAGACGAUGAAACUGAUCAGGGUGCUGAGGCAAAAGAGAACUGUAUGGGUGUUAGAUCAACAAAAUGUAAAGCCAACCAGGAGGUCCUAGGAGACAAAGAAAACUUCACUUGUAGUGAUGUGAUCCCUCCUUCUGUCUCACCUGGCAUGACCAUAAAAACAGUUAGUGAGAGCCAAGAUAAAAUGAUGGCGAUCUCCAUUCCUACGAGUUGUUCGAGUCAAGACGGUGAUGACAGACUCCGCAGGACUAGUGUCAGCACUGCCCUCAGUCCCAACAAAGUGUCAAAGCAUGAAAUAGAAAGUCUUAAUAUCUCUGUUGUGCCUCAAAUAGUAGAUUCUGGGCUUCGCUUCACAGCUGCUGUAGACGAGGAGCUAAAUGCAGCCUUUCAAGCCACAGACGGUGCCACGAGAGAUGCUGGCAAAGGGAUGGAGAUAAGAGACAGCACUGCAAUGGGAAAACAUUGUUCAGUCAACACACAUGAAGGGAUUCAAAUCACAGACUCUUCAACUCCCGACGGCCUGGUAACAUCAGCCGUUCAGAUGGUCCGCGAAACAAAGUCAGGCAACACCAGUGGACAGCUCAGUGCACAGUCGUCCAUCGGGAGAAACCCCAGGAAGAAAAGAAAGGCUCAGAGGCUGGAGUCCUCGCCUGAGUCAGAUAGCAGCGAGUCAAGAGAGGAAUUGCCAACUUUGACUCAAAUCUUUGGAAAAGCCGGUCCUCCUCUUGUGAUCCUGAAUCAGGGAGAGUCUAACGAAGCAAAUAGAUGCGUUGCAGCUGAUGCAGCAGAACAGGUGAGGCGUCCGCCUGCAUGCCCCAGCCCCGACUCUGUUAACUCCAGCCAGGCUUCUGUGGACCUGUUUGGCACCCCACAGGAAUAUGAUGUCCCAGUUAAUGACAACGUUUCAAUGGACUCACAAUUUUCAAGCGAAGUUCUUGUCACACAGCAAAAGAUUGAAAUGCAGAAGGAGCUGGUGAGGCUGGAGAAGUUGAUGGCUCUGGUAUCUGAGGUGCUUCAGGAGAAAGAGGGAAGUCCUGCUAAAGAAGUCCCACCAGAAACAAAGGAGAGCAACAGAAACACAGAUGCUCACACAUCCCUCCCAUGUGUCCAGGGCACAGACCAAAGUUCUGUUGGGAAAAGUGUUCACACUGGCACAAAAGCAUCUGAAGGGAAGGUGGUCAAACAACGCAGUGUUUCACAUCCGAGCAGUGUUACAGAGAUGGCAGCUGAGCGCUCUGUACACACAGAGCUGUGUGUCAAAAGCCCCGCAGCAGCGAAGGCACCAAGGAACUGUAGUUCACCUUCAGAUGGCCAAGAAGACAAAGAGAACAACACGCCUCAAAGAGACCGCGCUAAGGUGAAGAUGGUGCUUGUGUCGUCUGGUUUGGGGCCCAGUGAACAGGUAAUGGUGAAAAAGUUUGCCAAGCGAGUUGGUGCCCGUGUGGUUUCCCAGGUGACAGAAGAGGUGACGCAUGUCAUAAUGCACACAGAUGAACAGCUGGUAUGUGAGCGCACGCUGAAGUACUUCCUCGGCAUCGCAGGCAGGAAGUGGGUGGUGAGCUUCCAGUGGAUUUCAGAGUGCUUCAAACAGAAGAAACUUUUAGAUGAGAGUCUCUUCGAAGUGAGAGGCGACGUGGUGAAUGGAGCCAACCACCAGGGCCCCUCGAGAGCUCGAACCACUGAAGACAACAAUCUGCUCAUGACGGGCUACAACAUCUGCUUCCUGGGGUCUUUUACAAGCAUGACAACAGAUGAGAUGGAGUGGAUGGUGGAGCUCUGUGGAGCGGCAGUCGUUAAGGAUCCACUGCUCCUCGACAGUAAACAGAAGUCCAAACAGCUGGUCAUCGUACAGCCUGCAUCCGAGUCGGCUCCAUCCUCAUACAGCAGCCUCUGCCGACACGCCACGCUCGUCACACGUGGGUGGCUCCUGGAUUCGGUUGCAACCUACACCCUCCAGAACUACAACAACUACAAGGCACGAGUGGAGGAACCUGUGCAUUAAAGCCGCAGGCUCGCAGGAGCUCAUGUUGUUCACAUGACACUGCUUUUUAAAAUGUCUGCUAUUGUAAGUAAGCAGUCUUGUUGAUAAGCUAGAAGCUCUGUAACAUAUGUACAUGGCAGGAUGUACAGUAUAAAAAAAAUAUAUUCAACGAAUUGAGUCAUUCCUUCUUUUGGUGUUCUUCUUUGAGACCAACAUGUGUUCAUAAUAUACAGGAUUAAUUAAAUAACAAACGCACCUGACUG